AUUUUUCAGAUUUGAGAUUUUUGCCACCCAUGGGAGGAGAGGAGAGAAAUUAAACAUUUGUGUUUUAUUAUUUAGGAGAAAAAAUUAUUGAAACGUGGCAUUCAUGUAAUCUAAUAUGUCAAAUGUAGUUUAAAGAAAUGUACGUGGAGAAUAUGAAAUAAUGAAACAUAGACAGUGAUCUGGUUAUUAUAAGAAUGGUGUAAAGUGGAACCGUAAGUGAAAAAAGUGUUCAAUAUGUACAUGAAAUAUGUAUUUGUUUUGUCCCUCUACCUCAUGCUCGACAAUGCGUCGUCUUUGCACAUAAAGGGUGAAUUUUCUACAGAUGAGUUCUUCAAAUUCGUAGUCAAAUUUGGCUUUCAGAAAACUGACAUCCAUUAUCAAAAAGAAACAUAUGGAUUCAUAUUCGGCAAUAUCACAUCAAAAGAGCGUUUUAUGUAUCCUAUCACAUUUGCUGUGUUGAAUAGGCAUCAUUUUAUUCAUUAUUAUAAAAGUCGGGAUAUAGAGAACAAGGAGCUGGCAUGUCAAGUCAUGUUCCAGAACUUGAAUACAUCUGCCUACCACCCUAAGUGUAAUGCCGGAGGACAGGAUUUUUUUCGGCGCAUCCCUUGCCCAAAAAACGAAGUUUGCGUUGAUGAAGACUCCCUCUGGAAUGUUGUAAAGAAAAGUCAAUUUACUUACGAUAUUGAGAACCCAGGCCAACCAAGGUUCUGGUAUGUGUCCAUGGUAUCCUGCUAUCUCAAUGAGACAACAUGCACAUGGCAUCAUUACAAAGGAGCACCAUCAAAGGAUAAUAAAACCAUGACAAAUAUCCCACAAAAAGUCCAAUAUGACUUUUGGCUGGUUAAUGGGAAUCCUAAUCAAAGUCUAUACAAUAGCCUGAUGUACCAAUUUUCGUUUGAUCAUCAAAACACCCUGGAAUUGUAUUUGGUGUUUCUGCUUUGCUAUAUUGUCCUUGUGCCAGUGCAGAUCUAUGCUGUCAGGAUACAAAAACAUCCAGUUACAAAGUUAUUCACCUGCAGUCUUAUACUGGAGUUUGGUGCCAUUUGCUUCAAUUUCCUGCAUACAGUGAAGUUUGCUGCAGAUGGUGUAGGAUUUACUGGACUUGAUGUUGCUGGGGACAUACUGGAUAUUAUGAGCCGGACCCUCUUUAUGCUGUUACUACUGUUAUUGGCAAAAGGUUGGGCAGUGACCAGAUUGGAGCUUACAUACAAGCCGUUGGUUUUUGGCGUGUGGCUGGCAUAUGGCAUCGUACAUAUACUGCUGUAUGUGUGGAAUACAACUGAAGUAGAUAUUAUAGAGGAGAUAGACGAAUACCAAACGUGGCCGGGUUGGCUGAUCCUCACCCUGCGCGUGGCCAUCAUGUCGUGGUUCGUGCUGGAGCUUCGCAACACGAUGAUGUACGAGCACAACAUGGCCAAGCUGAACUUCCUCCUGCACUUCGGCGCCUCAAGCCUAGUGUGGUUCGUGUAUCUGCCGGUCAUCGCUUUGAUAGCACUGCAGAUUAGCCCCUUGUGGAGGUUUAAGUUUUUACUCGGUAUAACAUAUUCGGCGGACUGCCUGGCGUUCUGCGUGAUGACACAUUUGCUGUGGCCCACUCGAUCGGAACAGUACUUGCUGCUGGCUCCCUCUGAUUACACAGCGGGCAUCGAGGAACUAGACGAGUUCAACGAGUCGCCGCACGUGGUGCACGGCGAUACGGUGGCGCUCACGGCCGACAGCGUCAACGUCGACGACGAGGACGUCAUAUUCACCCGCUCGCACAAGAACACCGUCUACUCAUAGCGGGACUAGACACACCCAGGAGAUACUUCGAGAAACAUUUGUCCAUGAGGCAGUCGGUUAGAACGAGCCAAGUGAUCUUUGAGAUUGCUGACCCGCUCUGCGUUUCAGACAUUUUUAGUCUUUUUAGACGAAGGCUGAUAAUAGUCAUUUUGAGCGGACAAUGGGAUAUAUGUAUAUCAUGAGGUUUAUUAAUUCCCAAAAGUGGGAUGACGCACCGCUGUCAAGUUUUCAAUACCUAUGAGUAAAUGACGACCCGAGUGUAUAUUAGUCAUUAAGCGUUAUCUGUGAAUAGACACGAGUAUACAACGCGUAUUAUGAUAAAGUACAUCUAUAGUAAAGCGCCCUCCACACUCGUGCGCAAAUCGCGGCGCGAAGCCGCGAACGCGAGUGUGGAGCGGGCUUAAUACCUACAGCGUAUACAAACUACUGCACAGUACCAAUAAAGAAAAAUAUGCUAUAAACUUAUGGUUCCUCGAGCAUUGUUCUAAAGUUAUUAGGUAUAGUGUCUUUUAAUGUGCAGUGUCAAAUCGAAAUCUUAGUCACGUAGUUAUAAGUAAUGAGACGAUAUCUGAUUUCUCGCUGAGUAACAUUUUUAACAAAGUAUACUUUAAUUCAAGACAAGGAAAUGAAAUAUUCAAAAGAAAACCUUGAAACCUGUGGGCAUAAGAUCCAUUAUUCUAAUUUAACUCGCCUAUGUUUGAGACUACGUAACACUGGCGCAUGUUCUAAUAAUUGAAUACCUUACAAUUUUGUAAUGUAUAGGUAGGGAGCGCUAGAACGGCUACAUUUGAAAAAUAGUUCCUCAAAAUUUGGUAGAACCUCCUGACGACCAGAGUCCUACGCGUAGUAUAUAUAAGGGAUGUUGCGGAUGCCGAUAUUUUGACAUCCGCGGAUGUCGAGAUUAGGCACAUAAAAAACGUCAAAUAUUACACUUUAGUAAUUUUUAUUUAAAAAAAAACGAAACUUAGUAUUUGAACAAGAAUAUAGGUGCCCCACAAUCGCAUUACUAUACUAAAGUCCAAAUAAAACAAACUUUUCACUUCUUGUCGCUGUCCGUCAUUUGCUCGAUCCGCGAAUCACAAAAACGAAACGAGAUUCCUAUUGGCUAAUGACGAAAUUACCUAGACCUUACGUCGUCGCUAAGACGUUCCUGUACCUACCUGUUCCACAUCCGCAUCCGCAUUAAGCUCCGCAUCAAUUUUAUGCGGAUGCGGAUGUUGAAAAUAAUGCGGAAGUUCCGCGGUUGCGGAUGCGAAUAUUCGCAACAUCCCUGGUACAUAUACAUAUGCUCCAAUCAAGUUUCGACUUUGUUAACUUGACAUGACAGUUUAAUUUAAAUUAGCAAAUUUUGAUACCCAGUUGUCAGGGGGUAAAAAGCCCGAUAAACAGGUCAGACAAUUUGUGAAACAAUCUUUCAUACCUAUCAAAGGAAGACUUUCUCUAAAGCGCCCUCUGGACAGAUUUACUUCAUUGAAAAAAAAUACCAUCUCAAGGUUCUUGUCGUGUUAAUAGAUGUUGCAUGUUUAAUUUAUACUAGUUUCAGGUAAGAUGUAUUAGAUGACUAGUAGUGCCUAUUUACGUAAUAAUGAAUGUUCUAAUGAGUGUAAUUUAAAUGUGCCAACCUUUAAGUCAAAAGUUGCAUAACACACUAAUCACUUUUGAGACUUUUUAUUGAAGUAUAGCAGGUACAAAAUUAACAGUUUAUAAACCUGUGAGUCGAAAUUAUCUUAUUGCACAAAGCCUUAAUAGUUCGUAACUUUAAAAUAAAAUAAAAACAUCUUUAUAUUGAAGUUGUUAUAUCGAAUAGCGACUUAAAAGUAGUUAAAAAAUGUAUCUCUAAAAUAACUGCUUUGCGUACACUUUCAUUCUUAGCUGAAGAAAAAAAACCAGUGUUUAUAAUACACUUCAAAGUAUAAGAUGUUAAGUUUUAUUAGGAAACGAAACAUUCCACAAAAAGCGUAGACAAUUUAAGUGAUUAAAACGACAGAAGUCAAUUAGCCGUAGCAAAAAAAGUAAUACACCAAUAUCAGCUCCUCAGAUUUAUCGAAUUAUUACAACAAACUGAAAUGGAAUUGUAGUUUAAAUGAAACAUGAAUUAAUACAUUAAUUAUUCUGCUCGUCAACAGAUAGCUGCGUUGCUCUCGCUCACGAUAAGGUGAGUGCAAUGUUAUGUCUGUAGAGCGCAUUGCAAAUCAGUAAUAAUCACUCAACUAGGCAUAAUUAUUUAUAAAAAUAUAAAUUGAAUUUACUAAUAUUUAAGAUGUUAUAAUAAAAUAUUCACUGUUUUAUAAAAAGGUUAUAAUGUUGUAUUGCUGACUGAGAAAAAGAAAUUAAUAAAAUAACUUGCAUAAAUAUCGUUUAGUAAGCAUAUAAAAUUGAAAAUUGAAUUACGUACUUUACGUUUUUACAUCAUAAAAAAAACUAAUCGAGUUUUGCUCGUACGUACUGCCGUUGUACGUGCCGUUGGAAACUUUCCAAAAUUGCGAAAUUUCCGCAUGGUAAAAUUUCGAAAAUUCUCAUAUUUAUGGUAUGGGAAUGGAAGUUUACCAUUUCCAAAAUGAAAGUUUCCCUUGUUUCGUGAGAAAUAUUGCUAAAAUUUCCGCAAACUUUUCUAACUUUUGGAAACUUUACACAACUUACACGUCUGUAGUUACUCAUACGACCUGCUUUUGACAACACAGCGCCGUUUAUUAUUCAGACUUUCCCAACAACUGAAAACAAAUUACACACAUUAUUGUUUUACCGACAGUUUACCAAUAGAAAUUUCUAGAUUCUGAAAUGUUUCACUGUGGAUACGAAUACGAUACAUUACCUUAAGGUCGUUUGUACUGUACACAUUCUUAUGAAGUAAAUUAGUAAUACCUAGGUACAUACUAUAAAUGUAAAAGGUAGGUAUAUAAAGUUUAAUAUUAUUUUUAAGAAAUAUUAUAUAUUACGAAAUGCUUAAAGUACAAGUAGAUCUCAUAAUAGAAGGUUACUAUAUUGUGUUACAUAUGAUUUCCUUAAUACAAUGUAUUAUCGAUUUAUAUUUAUAAAUAAAUGCAGAUGCAAUUAAAAUUGGUUCAUGUUGCUUUCCAUGCAGGUACUUGUUAACUUGUUAUGAUUGCUCAUAAGGUGCGUCCAAAUUAGCAAAUAAAUGUUUGCAAGCUCACAUAAGCACGCAAUCUACAGCAGACAUUGCUCGCGGCGCAUUGGUUUGAUCUGGACACACCUUUAACUAUACAUAUAAAUAGAUGGUAGUACGAGAGGAAUACAAUUAUUUGUAGAGCAAGUAGGUGCACGAUUUUUACCGUUUGCUUAAAAGUGGAUAUAUUGUUUACGUGCCAAAUUCAUCAUUUUUUUACAAGCAUUUAUUUAACUUCCAGUGUAUAUAAUAAAUGUUCGUGUCAAAUCUUGCAAGCUAAAUAAGACCCAUUUCCCAUUACAUAAUCGUAUAAUGUACCUAAUACCUACUUGCUUGUCUACGGCAGAAACACGGGAAGAGGAACAACAGUUAAUACUGAAUUUUGUAAACGAGUUUGGCAAUGUAGGUAAUACUUAAACAAAUACAUUUAUUAUGUAUAAUCCUUUUAUUUACUGAGGAUGGUGUAGCCACUUUGAACGCGAAUAACAUAAUUAAGGGGGGGGCACCAACAAUUGUGCAUGCCAUCUUAACGAUCACUGAACUGAAGAUAACCAAAGCGUUAACGAUAAAGCAUGUGGGUUAAUAUAUGGUAAAAUGUUAUUGUAAUGCAGCUAAACAAAACCGGUCCUUGUUUUGAACAUUGUCCUUAAUUAUUUGUGGAAGUAUUAUUUUUGAUUUGAUAUAGCCACUCAGAAAUCAAGAUGUUGUAAUUGUAGUAGAUUUUUUUCUUCAGUAUUGGAUGAAUCUAAUUUAAACCUGAAACCGACGCGCGGAUCGGACGCAGUGUGCGAUGCCCCAUAUAUAUACCUAUUGCGAAUUUAUUUAUUUCAUUCGAACAAUAUUUAUGAACCUACCUUAAGUACCUAAUUAGUCAUGUAAAUUAUAUUAAGCUUUCGAUUUAAAUAUGAACCUUUGUAUAUAAAGUAGGUAUAACUUUUUUUCUAUCAAAAUGAUAAUUGGGUCUUUGUGUACCUAUUAUGUACGAGGGUUGAUCCGUAUGCACCACCCCUAACCCUCUUACAAUGAAACUACAUUCAAGAUUUAUUUUUUAUUAUUCUACAUAGUCUCUCUCAACACUAAUACACUUAUUCCAUCGGUGCUCCAGCAUUUCAAUAGCCUCCUGAAAAAAAAAAUGUCCGACCUCUGAAAACCACUCCUCCACAACAGAAUCACCUCUUGAUUGUCCAAAAAAAAUUUUUCCACGUAAAAAUUCCUUUAAUUUUGGGAAUAGCCUGUAGUCGCUGGGGGCCAAGUCAGGCGAAUACGGUGGGUGCUCCACCAAUUCGAAGCCUGCUUGGUGUAUGGCAGCCUUAGCGACACAGGACGUAUGGACGGUAGCAUUGUCUUGGUGGAAGAGUACGCCACUUGUCAACUUGCCCCGGCGUUUCUCUUUAAUAGCCUCUCGCAAUUUUAGAAUUAAGUUUGCAUAAUAGGCCCCUGUAAUAGUCUCUCCCUUUUUCAAAUAGUCAGCCAGGAUUAUUCCUUGAGCAUCCCAGAAUACAGACAGCAUAACCUUUCCUGCAGACGAUGCCACUUUAAAUUUACGUGGUGGCGGAGAACCACUGUGUUUCCACUGCUUACUUUGAAUUUUAGUUUCGGGAUCAUAGUGAUGUACCCAAGACUCGUCCAUGAUUACGUAUCUAUGGAGAAAAUUAUCUUUAUUAGCUUGGUACAUAUCCAACAGACGCUGGCAAAUCAAUACUCUAUGUCUUUUCUGAUCAAUGGUCAACAUUCGUGGCACCCAUCUUGCACUGAUCUUGUUCAUACCCAAUUCUUUAGGAAGUAUCUGUUGCACUACAUGAUAUGACAAGCCAGUCUCUUCAACAAUUUGCCUGAUACGUAUUCGCCGGUUUUGUAACACCAUAUCGUGAACUUUAUUAAUGUUUUCGUCUGGAGUGACCGUUACAGGUGGUCCACCGCCAUGUUGGUUUUCACAACUUGAUCUUCCGCACUUAAACUCUCGACACCAACGUUUCACUAUGUAAUAGGAUACUGCACACUCCCCUACAGUUGCCACAAUAUCUUGAUGGAUUUGACUUGGUGUAAAGUAUUUUUUUGUAGAUAUUUUAUUACCGCCCUCUGCUCAACAAAAUCCAUUUUCAUACAAAAAAACCACGACUCAACAAUUACAGUAAGCUGUAGCUCAAUAAUAGUUCGACAUUUAAAAAUGUUUAUUUUUUAUAACCUCUAAAUGUCUAUAAUCCUACAGCAAAAAGGUUUUAAUAACCAAGUGACAGCAAAGAGGUCAGGGGUGGUGCAUACGGAUCAACCCUCGUACGUAGAUUUUUUUGGCAAAUUUUCGUAACCCUCCCUGAGGCAUAAAUUUUUUACUCUUUCAACCUCGCUCUGAUUAACCAGUUUAGUAGCGAAAUAAGCCGAUAUUACCAUUAAGAGGCCGGUGUCGAUUUUAGUCGCAAAAAUGUAAAAUUGAUAGAUUUAGUCGGUGAAAUUGUACACCUUUUGUUACCUAAUUGAAAUAACAAGUACUGGUUUCUAUUAGCACGUCUUCUUAUCUUGCCUUUUAUCAGUUUUUUUUUAAACAGACUCACUAAAUUAGUAAUGAUUUUUCUUCUGAUGGACGUUUUGGUAAACGCGCGUAAAGCGCUGAUUUUGUCGCUCUUAUUUGUAAAUUUCAUAAGGUUUGGACUGCUAAAAAUGGUAAAUUUGUAUUACACAUAUUCUGUACUUGACCUUUAUCAGAUUACACUUUUGUUAUAUGACUUAAGAGUUCGAGGAAAUGAAAGUUAAACGAAUUAAAUUUUCUCCAGAAAUUACUUCAAAACAAGUGACGAUUUCUCUGAAAAUCGACUUAAUUUCAACGUAAUUUUAAUACUUAAACAAUCUACAACAUUUGCUAAAACUAUUCUUAUACAUCAAUUUGUAUAAUUUACCACCAUAAUUUUUUGCAAUUUUUAAAAACUGCCCCUUCUCUUCAUAUAUUACCGGUGACGCACGCUUGCGACCUCAUUAUUAAAAGGCAAGAUGAGAAGACGUGCUAAUAGAAACCAAUACUUGUUAUUUAGAUAUUACGUAACAAAACGUUUCAACGACUAAAUCUAUCAAUUUUACAUUUUUGCUCCAAAAUCGACACCGGCCUCUUAACGCAUAACGCAUUGGCAUGGCGAAAACGGCAAUGACAGCUAUAGAAAAUUUGGCGAGAUCGGAAUAUCACACGCAAAACCAAGGUGCAGCCCACAAGGUGCGCACGCUCGUAUUCUCCAUUUUUCUGUAUACCUCUUGAGACCUGGACAAUUUUUUUAAUCGGCUGAUAGGAAGCGCAUCGAUGCCAUUGAAAUGUGGUGCUGGCGGAAAAUGCUAGGCAUAUCUUGGACCGAACACCGGACCAACGCCUCAAUACGCUGGCUUAAAUUAGAAUGUAUAAUUAGAAAUAGUGAAAAGUUUGUUGUAUAUAUUUAAUGAAUAAAAAUAUGAAAUACUCAAGGAGCUAAGAGUAACCACCAGGCUUUCAACCACAUGCCUCCGGAGAGUACUGGAAUUCUUCGGAUACAUAGCCAGAAAGACUGGAGACAACUGGAAAAGCUUAUGGUCACGGUUCGGUGGAAGGAAAGAGAAGGGGCCGCAGUCCAACGCGAUGGUCCGACCAGGUUAGCAAAUCGCUAUCCAUCAAGGUGCAUGAUGCCUUAGAAGUCGCAAGGGAUCGGAAAGCCUGGAAAUCUGCCAUCCGGAAUCAUAUACAUAUAUAUGUGCUCCACGUAGGAAGUCACGACCCUCAGCACUAAGGAGAACGAAGCAAGGAGGAGGACCAUUAAACUAAUUUUGCUUAUUAUUCUACAUUUUCGUUGGCAGACUGUACAUACACGGCUUGUUCUCAAUACAUUUAAUUAAGCAUACACGAUUUCUUAGCCCUUAAAUCCACCAUUAUUAAAUUUGUACCUAAUUUAAAAAUUUAGUUUGCAGGGAACUGCGCAAUACGAGUACUCAACGUUUAUUACAUUAUAUCAUCAUAAAUAUAAUACAGAUAGAAUGAGAAUCUGGCUCACUGCCCAAUUCCCUGGACAGGCGCUGAGUCUCAAUUUGAUCGAUGUGUAAGUAAAUGUACUUUUUACCCUUAUGUUUAUGUAAGAUUUUGAAACUGUAAAUAAAUAUUUCAUAUUAUUUUGGAA
This is a messenger RNA of Cydia strobilella, 9030 nucleotides long. Its product is annotated as transmembrane protein 145. The transcript is spliced from 7 exons. The record is from RefSeq and is a predicted model, not a curated record. Gene Ontology annotation, biological process: response to pheromone; G protein-coupled receptor signaling pathway. Lineage: Eukaryota; Metazoa; Arthropoda; Insecta; Lepidoptera; Tortricidae. Bases 235 to 1782 code for a protein of 515 amino acids.